Messenger RNA from Spinacia oleracea (spinach), 1074 nucleotides. Its product is annotated as replication protein A 70 kDa DNA-binding subunit D-like. Lineage: Eukaryota; Viridiplantae; Streptophyta; Magnoliopsida; Caryophyllales; Amaranthaceae. The transcript has 8 exons. The record is from RefSeq and is a predicted model, not a curated record. Bases 1 to 1074 code for a protein of 357 amino acids.
AUGCGCGGAGCACUUUUUGGAGAUCAGGUUGAAGCAUACAAGGAUGCCCUUCAACACAAAGGGACUUAUGAAAUUGCAGAUGCUCCAAUCCGAUCUGCAAACCAGCAAUGGAAACGAAGCGAAUCUGAGAUGGACUUUCAGAUGAGUUUCGGGAGGCAGACAGUUAUUCAACCUGUUAAUCCUGAGGCGGGUUCUAUUCUGCCAGACUACCAAUGCCUUGCAUCUUUGCCAAGGGUUGGGGAUCCAGACGACAGAUUCGACGUUCUUGGUGUCGUGUUGUACGUCGAGGAGGAAGCUAGGAAAGUUGACACAGCUCAGGGGCGCCAAGCCUUGGUCCGCGAAAUUGUCAUCUCUGACCACAGCUCCGACCAGCCAAUGGUCAUUUCUGCUUGGAGCGAUCUUGCUGAGGGUGAAUGUGAUGCUCUAUCCUCCUGGGCAGAAAAAUUCAACGUUGUUGGCUUUACUUCUCUACGCACUACUUCACACAAGGGCUUCUCCCUCUCAACAAGCAUCUCCACUGUGAUUGACCAUGACCCUAAGGGAGACAGGCCAAAUGCACUGAAUGAAUGGGCUCUCACGCACCAGGACAUUUUGUCCGACAGGCAGGCUAGGGUGUUGGAUGUAAGGAACCCCUCUCCAAAAAGGGUGAUCAUGACCCUCGAUAUUCUGAAAUUGAAAAAGAACACCACCACUUUACAAGAAGAGCGCCGCUGGAUAAGGGUUGUCGUCCCUGAGCCAGACUUUGAUAGGGUUCAUGCAUACAUAGGUUGCUGCAACUGUGGCACGCGCACGGAGGUUCCAGUAGGAAAAGCAUACACAUGCACAGCCUGCUCCCAUAAGGGCUCUGUUGCUUCUCCCAGGAUUACCUUUAACUGUAACAUUUCCGACGGCACUGGCGAGCUUUCAGUGACUGCUUUCACUGCUGAUGUUGAGCGGCUAUUCAGGAUGCCUGCUGCAGACCUCUUCCGCAUCAAACACACAGAUUACAGCAAUUCUACAACAUGGAGUUCCUUAUGCAAACAAAUAAAGGAAGUUACUAGAUUCCACCACAAAUACAAAUCCACUAAAAACUAG